Molecule: messenger RNA, 1323 nt
Organism: Rotaria socialis
Lineage: Eukaryota; Metazoa; Rotifera; Eurotatoria; Philodinida; Philodinidae
Source: the annotation of a GenBank genome assembly
AUGACGGCAACUGAUGAAAUUUUCGAUGUGAUCAUUGUUGGAUGUGGUUCUGCUGGCAUAGCAGCAGCUAUUGAUUUACAGACAGUUCCGCAACUUAAAUUUACCAUUGUCGAAGCUCGUGAUCGUGUUGGAGGCCGUGUUUCUACUGAUAGAACAACAUUUGGUACAGACAAACCUGUCGAUUUAGGUGCACAAUGGAUACAUCAUUAUCGUUCUGAACAUCCUUUACAUAAAUACAAUGAAUUAUGUACAGAUAUUCAUACAAAAAAUUAUUUUUCCUCUCGUUCAUCAGGAACACAAUUUUGUGAUAUUGAUGGUACAAAAAUAGGCUCCGACAAAGUUUCUGACGCUGAAAAGAUUUUUAACAAUUUAUAUCGUACUAUUAAAGAAUCAUCACCCAUAAUAGAUAAAUCAAUGCUUGACGUUAUUAAAACUGAAUAUAAUAGUUAUGAGAAUAAUCCCCAAAUAAAACGGUUACUUGAUUUGUUCUUUGGUAAUAUUGAGCAAUAUGAAGGAUCAAAUAUCGAUGAACUAUCAGCAAAAUCAUUUUUUAAUUCCGAUAAUGGCAUGAUCGAAUAUAAUUUAGCUCUACCCAAUGGUUUCGGUACAUUUUUGGAGCAACUGGUUCUACAUUAUCAAUUACCUGUUCAACUUAAGUGUAUUGUUACUCGUAUCGAUGCAUCAUCUUCAGAUUCUAUCGUUCGACUAUCUACACGAGACGGACGAACAUUGCAAUGCAAAUAUGUUCUUAUUACUAUUCCUCUCGGAUGUUUAAAAGCUCGUUCCAUUGAGUUUAUACCAGAUCUGCCUGAUUGGAAACAGAAAGCAAUAGAUGUUAUGGGUAUGGGUUUAGCAGAUAAAAUUUUCGUAGAAUUUCCAUAUGUUUUUUGGGACCCAACACUGCCUUCAAUCUAUUGUACAUCUCCUCAAUUCCGCUUUAUUCUAUGUCGACCCAAUGAUUGUAUACUUCAGAUUAAAAUUGCAGCUCGAAUUGCAUAUGAUAUCGAACAGAAAGAUGAUAAACAAACAAUCGAUGAAUUCAUGAAACUUUUGAGAACUAUUUUUUCCGAUCAAGAAGUUCCUGAGCCGACUCGAUUCCUUAUGACAAGAUGGGCUCAAGAUCCAUUUGCAAGAGGUGCUUACUCAAAUUUUGGCGUAGGUUCAGACAAGCAAACGUUACUUGAUCUUGCUCGAGAGUGUCACAAUCGAAUACAUUGGGCAGGCGAACAUACAAAUCAUGAUGGAUCGAUUGGUUGUGUAGACAGUGCUUUCGAAAGUGGGCAACGUGAAGCAAAAAAGCUAAUAGAAAAAUUGAAAGAGUAG